Moneuplotes crassus is the source of this 784-nucleotide messenger RNA. Lineage: Eukaryota; Ciliophora; Spirotrichea; Euplotida; Euplotidae. The record is from the annotation of a GenBank genome assembly.
AAGAAUCUAAGAUGGAACGGGAGUCAGAUUACCUUUACAAAAUAGUUCUCGUGGGUGAUGUAAAUGUAGGCAAAACCUACAUGCUCAUGCGUUACAUUCACGGUGAAAUUCCCAAAGAUGUCCAUAAUACGAUCGGAGUGGAGUUUGCCACUCAGAAAAUUCAAUUGAAAGAUGGAGGAACUGUCAAAGCACAAAUUUGGGACACAGCUGGUCAGGAGAAAUACAAGGCCAUCAUUAGAGCUCAUUUCAGAAGAGCAGCUGGAGCUCUGGUCGUUUAUGACAUCACCAAUGAGUCUAGCUACAACAAUGUGCAGAACUGGGUUCAAGAGUUAAAAGAAAAUGCAGAUGACGAUGUCGUUAUAAUGCUUGUUGGAACAAAACUUGACAUUGUCCUUAAGAACAGGACCAGGAGAAAAGUUGCCAAAGAAGAAGCCAAGUUGUUUGCUGAGAAGAACAAAAUGCUAUUUGAAGAAACUUCAUCUGUACAGAACCAUAGAGUGUCUGACUGAUUUGAAAACCUGCUUCAAGAGAUUUAUGAUAAUAAGAAUUCGAAAUAUGAACAAAUGACAGAUAAAGAUCCAAGACAUAAAGUGAGCCUUGAGUCGAAGAUUUAUAAGAGAAAGGAAGACUCCUGAUUAGGCUGUUAGAGAUUGAUUUUAAACUCUGUCUAAGCUUUGUAAAAUAUGCUUAGGCUUUAAUAGAAUUUAUACUCUCUUAAUAUCUUAUGUCUAAUGCCUAGCACCUAAUAGUUAACAUUCAGACCUUUAACAAUACUUUAUUUUUC